Messenger RNA from Solea senegalensis (Senegalese sole), 1459 nucleotides. RefSeq names its product hydrogen voltage-gated channel 1 (gene hvcn1). Gene Ontology annotation, molecular function: voltage-gated proton channel activity. Bases 93 to 776 code for a protein of 227 amino acids. Gene Ontology annotation, cellular component: plasma membrane. The transcript has 6 exons. The record is from RefSeq and is a predicted model, not a curated record. Gene Ontology annotation, biological process: proton transmembrane transport. NCBI's taxonomy places the organism in Eukaryota, Metazoa, Chordata, Actinopteri, Pleuronectiformes, Soleidae.
CUUUCUUGACUAUUGUCAGAGUCUGUGAGAGAGAAGCAUUAAAACACUCACUCAGCUGAAGGUGAGCUGCACUGGGACGUGGUCCGGCUGUGAUGGCUCAGUACCUGAGGUAUUUCACCACCGUGGGAGACGAGCAGCAGUCGGUUCAGCUUGAAGAUGAAGAGCUGCAUGUGACGAGCGAGGAGCUGAGCCCGGCCACGGGACAGUUCCCCGCCAAGCUCACCUUCAGGGACGCGCUCAGAAGACUCUACUCCUCAGAGCGCUUUCAGGUGUUGGUGGUGUGCUUGGUCGUCCUGGACGCCAUCUUUGUCCUGGCAGAGCUGCUUAUAGACCUGUCUGUGAUUAAGCUGGAACAUGACCACAUUGCUCCUGAGGUGUUUCACUACCUGAGUCUGGCUCUUCUCACCUUCUUCAUGGUGGAGCUGGCUGGGAAGCUGUUUGCCUACCGCCUGGAGUUUUUCUACCACAAGUUUGAGGUGUUCGAUGGUUUGGUGGUGGUGGUUUCCUUCGUGUUGGAUGUCGUCUUCCUUUUCCAUGAAGAUGCCUUUGAUGGGAUGGGUCUGCUCAUCCUGCUGAGACUCUGGAGGGUGGCCAGGAUCAUCAACGGAAUCCUGGUGUCAGUGAAAACUCGUGCAGACCAGAGGAUCCACAAGCUGAAAGAGAGUUACGACCACCUCGUCCAGAGAGUCACGGAGCUACAGGAGCGCACUGAUAAACUGGAACAAGAGAAACAGAGGCUUCAAGACCUCCUGAAGAAACACGCCAUCCAAUUCUAACUCCUCUAACUUCUAACUGCACAAGGGCUGCAACAAAUAAUCCUUUUUUGAUGAUUGGUUUAUAAUGAUUGAGUGUUUUUGUUUUUCUUUGAUUUUUUUUCAGCUUCUAAAAUGUGAAUAUUUUCUGGUUUAUUUGCUCAGUGUAACAAAAUCAUUUAAACUGAAUAAGUUUGAACAUUUUGGGACAUUUGACUGAAAGAAUCGAGAAUCAUCGAGAGAUUCAUCAAAAGAAUUGUUGGUUGCAGCCCUCACAUACUUUUUUAUUUUCAAACCUUACAUUUCAACGUUGGCUUUGAUUGCAGAUGUGAUUUCAGUGUCAGUGACUGUUGUGUUGAGUGUGUGUGUGUGUGUGUGUGUGUGUGUGUGUGUGUGUGUGGAUCCAUGUCCAGCCUUCUUGUCCCAUUAGUGUUAGAAACUCUAUGAAUAGAAUGAAAGUCAUCAAUUUAUAAACUUGUAUUAUUAUAAGACCAUAACUUAAUCACAGCUUCAUUUCACAUAAUGGCACGUGCUUUAUGUACAAACCUUAUUUAAAUGAAGCUUGAUUUGAAUAAUUAUACAUUACAACGUAUGAAAUCACAUAUAUGUAUGUAUAUGUAUAUAUAUAUAUAUACAUAUACAUACGUAUAUAUGAAAUCAUAUCACAGAAACAGAGUAAAGAAAGCCAGGGGAUGAAGGAAAUAAAA